Molecule: messenger RNA, 687 nt
Organism: Aethina tumida (small hive beetle)
Lineage: Eukaryota; Metazoa; Arthropoda; Insecta; Coleoptera; Nitidulidae
Product: prismalin-14
Exons: 3
Coding region: 8-613 (201 amino acids)
Source: RefSeq, a predicted model, not a curated record
UAUAUAUAUGUACAAGUACAACCCGAAUUAUUUUGCUGUGUGUAUCAGUUGUGUUAAGUUAAAAUUGUUAAAUACAGUAAUGAUACUUGUUCUCGGUUUUUUAGCGCUUGUCGCGAGCGUUCACUGCGGAGGAUAUGGAUUAAUCAGUGGCUACGGAGGAGAUUUUGGGUACAAUUAUAACAAUUACAAUACUUUCAGGCCAGGUUACAGACCAGGAGGUUAUUACGAUCGCCCAUUAUACAACAAAUAUGGCACCAACAUUUAUGACGAUAUUUACCGACCGGGAUACCAAGGAUACAGACCGAACACCGUUCCAAGCCUGACUCCUUACGGAGGAUACGGGGGAACAGGAUAUGGUGGAUAUGGAGGAGGAUAUGGUGGUGGUUACGGUGGAGGAUACCCCUUCAGACCCGGAUACAGACCAGGAUACGGUGGCAAUGGAUUAGGGGGUUAUUAUCCUGGCAGUACUUAUCCUGGAAGUGGCUAUCCUUCAGGUUAUCCUAGCAGUUAUCCUGGAAGUUAUCCAGGAACAAACUUUGUAGGAUUCAGGCCGGAAUAUUAUUCCAGAACUGGCAGUUAUCCUGGCUACAAAUCCAGUGCUACUUAUAAAUAAAUAAUGUUUAGUUUUUGCUUAUUUAGUAACGUACUUGUAAAUAAUUAUAAUUUUAAUAAAAUGAUUUGUACUUA